Panthera uncia (snow leopard) is the source of this 1209-nucleotide messenger RNA. RefSeq names its product zinc finger protein neuro-d4-like. The transcript has 11 exons. NCBI's taxonomy places the organism in Eukaryota, Metazoa, Chordata, Mammalia, Carnivora, Felidae. The record is from RefSeq and is a predicted model, not a curated record. Gene Ontology annotation, cellular component: nBAF complex. Bases 1 to 1209 code for a protein of 402 amino acids. Gene Ontology annotation, biological process: nervous system development.
AUGGGCGGCCUCAGCGCCCGCCCGAGCGCUGGGAGGACCGACCCGGCGGGGACCUGCUGGGGGCAGGACCCGGGGAGCAAGAUGGCCACGGUCAUCCCCGGCCCCCUGAGCCUAGGCGAGGACUUCUACCGCGAGGCCAUUGAGCACUGCCGCAGCUACAACGCGCGCCUGUGCGCUGAGCGCAGCCUGCGCCUGCCCUUCCUCGACUCGCAGACCGGCGUGGCCCAGAACAACUGCUACAUCUGGAUGGAAAAGACCCACCGCGGCCCUGGUCUGGCCCCGGGACAGAUCUACACGUACCCCGCGCGCUGUUGGAGAAAGAAACGGAGACUUAACAUCCUGGAGGACCCCAGACUCCGGCCCUGCGAGUACAAGAUCGAUUGUGAGGCACCCCUGAAGAAGGAGGGUGGCCUCCCCGAAGGGCCUGUCCUUGAGGCGCUGCUGUGUGCUGAGACAGGGGAGAAGAAGAUUGAGUUGAAGGAGGAGGAGACCAUUAUGGACUGCCAGAAACAGCAGCUGCUGGAGUUUCCACAUGAUCUCGAGGUGGAAGACUUGGAGGAUGACAUUCCCAGGAGGAAGAACAGGGCUAAAGGAAAGGCAUAUGGCAUCGGGGGUCUCCGGAAACGCCAGGACACCGCAUCCCUGGAGGACCGAGACAAGCCGUAUGUCUGUGAUAUCUGUGGGAAACGGUAUAAGAACCGGCCAGGGCUCAGCUACCACUACACCCACACCCACCUGGCUGAGGAGGAGGGGGAGGAGAACGCCGAGCGCCACGCCCUGCCCUUCCACCGGAAAAACAACCAUAAACAGUUUUACAAAGAAUUGGCCUGGGUCCCUGAGGCACAGAGGAAACACACAGCCAAGAAGGCGCCCGAUGGCACUGUCAUCCCCAACGGCUACUGUGACUUCUGCCUGGGUGGCUCCAAGAAGACGGGGUGUCCCGAGGACCUCAUCUCCUGUGCUGACUGUGGGCGAUCAGGACACCCCUCAUGUUUACAGUUUACGGUGAACAUGACGGCGGCCGUGCGGACCUACCGCUGGCAGUGCAUCGAGUGCAAGUCCUGCAGCCUGUGCGGCACCUCGGAGAACGACGGUGCCAGCUGGGCGGGUCUCACCCCCCAGGACCAGCUGCUGUUUUGUGACGACUGCGAUCGGGGUUACCACAUGUACUGCCUGAGCCCCCCCCAUGGCGGAGCCCCCGGAAGGUGA